AUGGCACCACUUCGACGAUACCUACGGAUUACAAAGCAUUCUGUUCUCGAGGUUCGCAUCUAUCUUGACCGACCCGCCGAUGCUGAGGCAUGGCUGUUGAAGCGCGACGACCCAGCACUACCACGCGUCAUUGAGGCUAUACGACCGCUUGUACUGCCCAAGCUCCGAGAGGAAAAUGAGCGGGGUAGAGGCCGAGGUAGUGCCAAAUCUAAAAAGAAGGGAGUAAAGGACGUCGUCGUUGAAGAUGAUUUCGAGGUUUCCAUCUUUUUGACGGACCUAUCCUCCCGGCACUCCGUUCUGACCAAGCAAAAGAUCUUCAAAGACAAGGCCCGCAUCCAAAGCAAUUCCGGGAAACUCACCAACUGGCUGACAAGUGGAACUAGCGAUCAGCCUGUCGUUAUCAACGAAGAUGGCGCAGAUCCGAUCGUUAUCAGAGAAGAAGACGAUGAUGAGCCCAUCAAUCUUGCUGACAUCCCAGCAGCUGACCAAUCUGGGAAACAGCCUAAGCGUUCAGCACGUCAAAGACGCCGAAGGAACGAGGAUGAGGAUGCUGCACUCAGCAAUCGCAGCGAUAGUGAAGGUUCGGAUUUGUUUGUCCCUGAGCCCACCAAUCGACGUCGGACCAAGGCUCGUACACAGGACGAAGACCAGGAUAGUGACGAGGAGCCACAUGCGGAUGAUAAGAAGAAGCUUGGUCUCAACACAUCAUAUGAUGGCUUCAGUAUCUACGGCCGUAUACUGUGUCUUGUCAUUAAGCGCCGUGGCGCACGAAACGUGGCAGGACCAAGCGGUGCAAAUUCAAGCCAGGCUAUGCUAGAGAAUUGGGUUUCGACACAAGCUGUGGCAGAGCAGCUCGACGACGAUGAGGACGCUAUGUGA
This is a messenger RNA of Alternaria arborescens, 879 nucleotides long. RefSeq lists its product as hypothetical. Bases 1 to 879 code for a protein of 292 amino acids. The record is from RefSeq and is a predicted model, not a curated record. The transcript has 2 exons. Lineage: Eukaryota; Fungi; Ascomycota; Dothideomycetes; Pleosporales; Pleosporaceae.